UUGUGUAGCAAAAUAAUGGAGGAGACACCUAGGGAGACAGCUGAUAAAGCAGAAAUGGAGAUACACAUCCCCUCAUACCCCCUACCCCUGGAAAUACAGCAGAUGGAUCAUUCUGAGAAGGCCUGUCGUUACUGUGGUGUAAGUUAUUUGAUCCUGCAUGAGUUCCAGCGCCUGCAGGAGCAUUUGUGGGAAGUCAAGAGAGAGCUGGAGCAGGAGAGAGGAAGUGUGGAGAGAGAGAAAACCCUGAGAGAGGAGCUCCAAGAAGCCUACACUCAUCUGGAGGAGCUGAAAGCAUCUGUGCUUCAGCAGGAAGAAACCAUGAAGGGCCUUGACCUGCAGCUGUGCGUGGUCACGCGUGAGAUGGAGAGCGUGAAGGCGGAGAAAAAAACAGCGAUUACAGAGCUGGAAAACGAGCGCACUUGCCGCCUGCACUUUAGAUCAAGGUUUAUGCAGCAGCAGUGGCUUCUCAGGGAGGCUUUGGCCCUGCAGCAUUCGUCUCGAGGGGAGAUGAAGACUGUUAAGAUCCAGUUAACUCACUUCCUGGAGACCUGGGAGAACAGCAAAGCACUGAUACAGCAGAGUUGCAUCAGUGCUGAUGCAGAGUGUGCUCGUCUGAAGCAGCAAGUGGUCGGGUUGCAGGUGGAGCUGAAGAGGCUGCAAGAGGAGGUGCCAAACUUGAAGUCAUGUCUUGAUGCAACAAAAGAACAGAUUCUGCAGUUGGACAACCAGGUCCAGACCCAGAAACGACUGCAGAACCAAAACCAAGAAGCCCAGUUUCUCAUACAGGGCCUGAUGGAAGAGGUGAAGACUCUGAAAAUAGAUCUCCAGAACAGCAUGCAUGAACGAGAGCAUGUAAAGAAACUCCUGGAAAUAAAGUCCGUGGAGAAGGAGGAUCUGCGAGUGUUGUGGAGUGAACAGACGGCCACCAUUGAGAGGCUAUCCCGAGACCUGAGGGAGAAGGAGGAGAACCGGUUGUCAUGUCAACAACGAUGUGAGUCCAUGCAGGAGCAGCUGUUGGCGUGGCAACAGAAAGAGGAGGAGGUGACCCGGAGACUAGAAUGGACAAAGGGCGAGAUGAAGGACCUGAGAGUAGCCCGAUCCACCUUACUGCAGGAGAGGGAGGAGCUGAGGAGAACUCAUGUGGGAGAAUUGGAGAGAUUGGAGGAGAGCUUUAGAACGAGGCUGAAAGCUGCAGAGGAGCAGAGUUCAAAGAUGGAGGCUUUUCUCCAGCAGAAACAGGCUGAGCAAGACAAACAGCUGAAACAGCAAGAGAUGGAGUUAAGAAGAGAAGCUGACAUUGAACUGGACAUCCAAAGACAAAAAAACCAGGAGCUGAUUAACAAAUACCAGAGUGAAAAACAGCAACUACAAAACAAGAUUCCUGCUCUCAUUCAUUCAGCCGUGCAGGAGCUCCAUGAGGAGUUGGCAGUGCUGCAGGAGCGCAUUAAAGAGCAGGAGAAAGAGAUGAAGCAUGUUUGUGAGAGCGCCUCCCAGAGGCAGCAUCAGCUCCUGGAAGAGCGGAGGACAGGAGAGGCACAGCUGCAGUCAGCCCUGCAGGAGCUGCAGGAGAAGACACAGGAGCUGAACCAGGCUCAGAUUAACAUACAGCAGCUCAAAGAAGAGAGGGCCACCCUACAGGAAGAGAAGUCCUUUCUUGAGGAGACAGUAAGGCGUGAGUGUGAAGAGAGGGAAGAACUGACUGCAGCACUGACCCUGGCCAAAGAACAACUGCUGGAACUCAAACACUCCAUCACAAAACCAAAUGGCACCCAGACACACACCCAACUCUCCAGAGUCAGAUCUACAGUGAAGAACCCAGACCUCCCCUUCCCCAGACUCAAUCCCAGCCCUCCCAGCCAUCCUCAGACACACAACCACAGCUCUUUGUCCACUCAGAGCACCAGGCAGCGUUUGCCUGAGUGGAAUUCUUGUAGUGUGAGUAGAAGUUCGACAUCCUGGCAUGGAUCAUCACUGCCAACACCCACCCUGCCCAAAAUCAGCAAAGAGAGAGUCGCUUCAGUGAAUGACUUGUGCAAAAGCAUCACUAUGGUGAGGGGCAGACGGGACAAACUUUGAUUUGCACUAGAAAGUCCCCUACAUUGUGUACUUUGUGUAUUUCUAGG
Sinocyclocheilus anshuiensis is the source of this 2123-nucleotide messenger RNA. It is a transcript of the gene lekr1, whose product is annotated as Leucine-, glutamate- and lysine-rich protein 1. The record is from RefSeq and is a predicted model, not a curated record. The transcript has 13 exons. Bases 16 to 2076 code for a protein of 686 amino acids. NCBI's taxonomy places the organism in Eukaryota, Metazoa, Chordata, Actinopteri, Cypriniformes, Cyprinidae.